UUUCCCACCUGACCCGUUGCCGUUUGCUCGCCCUUCUUCCGAGGUUCCCUGCAGCUGCCCGUUCAGAAUAGUUCCAGAUGUGGCCAUGUUUAGUUUGAUCUUUGAAGUUUUCGCUCAUCGUCUCAUAACUGAUACAUUUUUAUACUAUCUGCUGACACAGUAAUACGCUCUGUCCGACCAUCGUACUUUUCGCCUGCCUGCGCCUAGUCUCGUUCAUAAUACACAUGUUCUUCUUUUGCUGAGAUAACUCUCGAACGCGGAAGUACACGAGAGAGACGUAAACGCUGUCAUCCAUCGGGAAGACAGAGGGACACCGCGAGUCAAAUCCGUGGACAUUUUAACAUUUUCUCGAUAAAUUUCCAAUCAUCAGUAACAGACGCGCGUCUGAGUAAAUUCGCAGUUGUUUCGUACGAUGAAACCAGAUCAAUUCGUCGUUCCCUUUCUCUCUCUCUCUCUUUCACUCUCUCUCUUUCUCCCAUAAAAUAUUGUAAAAUCAAAGAAAAAGAGAGCGCCGUUAUCAAAUUACUACGACAGACGGGAAUCGUCCGAGUGGAAGCUAACGCUUCGCAUUAUUCUUCGAAACUUCGACCAUAUAUCCGGAGGGAAUUGUUCCACUUUUUUUUCUUUCGCUUAUUGUCGCCAUUACAACUCACUGAAAGAGAGCAUACAUUCGCGCGUAUUUUCCUAUUCAAGCCCCGAUUUUCAUGCACUUCGCACGAGUUACAGUAACGGGUAAGAGAUAAAUCGAUACGCCUGCAGACUUAUCGCCAGUAGGCCGCCAUAUGCCACGUCAAGCCAGAAUGACGUUGCAAUGGCAAGAUUGCAACAUUUAACGAAAUUUAAUAGCGAAGAGAGGAGAGACACAGUGAAAUAAUCUCAUACUUCACCGAAUUGAAAAGAAGUGCAAUAAACGGACAAAAGAGAAAGUAUUUAGAUACAGAGAAAAGGCACAGAGCCUGUCCUUGUGUAUAUAGGCGUGAAGAAUAUUCGAAGCGGGAGAAAAAAAGACAGGGGCAUAGCCGAAAGCUGAGAAAAAGAGGUAGAAGAGAGGUUUACAAAAAAUUGGUACAGAAUUUGGAUUCGGUUGUUGCGCGCACGCGCGCCUUCUCGCCUUCCGGUGGACAAGAGAGAAAGAGAAACGGAGAGACACCGCGAAAACGAUUUGAUUCUGUAGGCUAAUUUGUGUCCUGUAAACGGUCGGGUACUUUUCCAAAUUUUCAAAUGCUAGAAUUCAGGCACGCGAUUAUCUCGCAAACAAAGAGCCAUCGAGUGUGGUCGCGUCAAUCGAUCGUAUGAUCAUCGUCGGGCCACAGUGCUAUAUCAUAUGGUACAAAACACGAUCGAUCGGGACAAAACAAUGGCAUUAGAGAGUGUUUCCGCGGCUGAGACUCUAAUCCAAAGUAAUAAUGAUAAUGACUUGGAAGAUGGAGAAAUUCCAUCUGAUGAAGACGAUGAGCCAGUACCACCACCAGUAAAAGAUGAUGAUGCCAUUAGAAAUGUGUCGAAAGCAGAUACAUCAAAGAAUAAAACCUUUGAUUCUAAGUUUAGUAAAAAUAAGAAAUCUAAUGUUCAAGGAAGCAGCAAACACGACAGAUUUUUAAAAUAUAAAAGUCCAACUGAAGAUUGGGCUGGAGAUGUUGAGAAAGCUAUUAGGGCAGCUUUGGAAGAAGAUGGUGCUAGAAACCAAGAUUCUAAGUCUAAGAGUAAAAAUAAUAGAAAUAAGAGUAGAAAAAGGAUCCGUGAUGAAAGGGAGGAAGAUCGUAGCAAGGAUCAAAAGAGACGAAAAGUGAGUGAUGAUGAAAACGCUAACGAUGAUGAAGAUGAGAUGUUAUUUGUUAGAGGUGCUUCACCUGUUAGAAAAGAUGCACAAGAAAACAGCUCUCCAAGACAUACUAAUGAUCAUGAAAAUUUUGAUAGUAAUUCAGAUUAUGAUGACAGGCCUAAUGUAAAUCGACAUAGGGAUAAUGAUAAUAAGCGUGGGAAUACAAGAGGAGGUGGUGGGGGAGGUCGGCGAGGUGGUAAAAACGAAAGAGGUGGUAAAAAUAAAGCUCGAGGACAAAUGAGGAAUGAUAGAAAUGGUCGAAGAAACCAAAAUAAUGAUCACACUCAAGAUCCAGAUGCUAUAUGUGUUUAUUAUAUGCAAGGAAAAUGUCACAGAGGAGAUGAUUGCCCUUUCUCACACAAUGCAUUACCACCUAGAAAAAUGGAAUUGUGUAAAUUUUAUCUUAUGGAUUGUUGUGCAAAGAGAGACAAAUGUCUGUACAUGCAUCACGACUUUCCAUGUAAAUUUUUUCACAUUGGGCUAAAAUGCAAUCAAGGAGAAAACUGUAAAUUUUCUCAUCAACCAUUAAGUGAACAGGUAAAAGGAAUAUUGUUAAAACAUUUAGAAACGGCACCAAAGGAAAUUCUUGGGGAUUUUCCACGUUUAAGUAGAGAAGGAGCAAUGUUAAUGAUAAAUAAUACAGCAAGAACACUAUCGCAGGGUCAGGAUGUGAUGAACCAAAAAAUUCCAAGCCUUUUUGAUUUAAACGUGCCUGCACCUACUAGUAUUACAGAUAAAAAUAAUGAGAAAGAGGAGAAAGAAGAUCAAACAUCACAGCAGAAAAGUGUUAGAGAAAGGAAACCAUCUGGUAAGAAAACUCGAUGGGGUUCAGAUGAAGAUAGAGUUCCAUAUGAACAAAUUAUGCUACUGCAAUCAGCCAAUGAAUUUGGUUUACAAAUCCCAAAUGCUGCAUUGGGUUUAGCAACUCAGCAGCAACUACAUCCAAAACCACUGAUUCCACAAUCCAUGCCAAAUAUGGACUUCUAUACCGAAGCUAAUUCUGACAUGAACAAAAUUAAUUCAAACAAACGAGACAGAGAAGAUUUUACAAAAGACGUAGAGGAGGAUGAAAUUUUGGAGCAGGCAAAGAAGAAAGAUUCUUCAAUACUUGAAAAUUCGAAAGAUAUAGAUUUAAGGCAACUGUUGAAAACUUCAAAGAAGCCUCCACCUGUUGUUAGUAUAGCUGAUAAAGUAGCAAAUCUUACUAAAUCUAAAUUUGACGAAGAGAGUGACCACGACGAAGAAUCCGAUCUUGUUAUAGAAGUGCCGAUUGAAGAGGAAGAUAAACAGAAAGAAAAAAGUUCAGAUCAAGAAGGAACGUGUAUCUCAAGCGAACAAAGCAACAAUAAUAAUACUACUUCGCCUCAUGCGGAGGAACAGGAAGUACCAUCUCACUUACCGAAGAAAGCACAGGAAUUAUUCAUGCGUAUUCAACAACAGCAGCGUGCAGCACAAGACAGUUUCAAGAAUAUGGAGAAUGAGUGUCCCACAGAGAAAACAGAUAAAAUUCUAGAAGACUGGUAUUCUGAUGAUGAGGAUGAUGAUGAUGAUGAUGAUGAUGAUGAUGAUGAUGAGGAGGGUGGAAAUCUUACGAUAGUACUUUCCAAUAAGGACUCGUUGAAAGAGGAAAAUGAAUUCUCAGAGAAAACAUCAAAUAUUGUUGUAAAAGAGGAGUUCCAACCGGCAGCCUUGACGCCUAGCAUACCUCAACCAGCAGCCAUUGUAGACAAGCUUGGCGACUUAAGUAAGAUUGAUAUCAGUGCUGAAGUAUCAAAAUUAUUAUCAUCUAUUAAAGCGCGUGGUUCACCUGGUGGAAAAUCCAGCCAACAAAGUGCUAAUGGUCAGGAAUACCUUUCAAAAAUCAAAUCCUCGCCGGACAGAGUAUCAUCAGAUGAAUCUAGCGGCCAAAACAAAAGUGUAUUUGGCGCUCCAAGUCAAGUAAUAAAAAUUGAACAUGAAACUUCGAGUCCACGAUCUUCUCCCGGAACAAGUUCUGCACCUGUCUCUAGGGACCCUCGUAUGUCUCGAGAUCCUAGACAGCGUAGAGACGAACAAAAGCCAAGCAGUCCCAGCAGAACAGAGUGCAAAAAAGAGAGUAAACCUCUUAGACUAGAAACAAGUAUCUAUAGUUCUGGUAUCACUGCAGUGGAUACUAAUAUGGACACAGACCUCCGUACUAAGACGGAUCAAGAUCUUAGAAGGAAAGAUAUGGAUUUCAGACAACGAUUUCAGACUGGUUUUGGUGAUACUGAUCUACGAGUUGUCGGAGCGGGUUUUACGGAUGCGUCCACCAAAUCCGAUGUCGAUCUGCGGCAAAUGUUAAGUUUACCAUUUAAGCCAGCACCGUCUCAUGUACCUUGCACAGAAAUAGAUGCUACUAUUUCGUCACACCCUCCAAUGGUAUACAAAGUGUAUGUCGUGGACAUACCAAGACCGGAUUAUACAGGUCUGAAGCUUACUAAAAAUGACGCCCAAGUGAAAUACGAUCCACGUUUAAGAAAAAUAUUUAGAAUCGGUAAGGUUGAACUAGCUGAUUCUCCUAUGUCUCCGCCCCCGGUAAAGCCGGACACUCCAAAGUCACCCCCGCAAGUCCGAUCUGAUCCGCGACGAAAAGCUCUCGAGGCUUCCAAUUUAUCUUCUCAAAACGUUAAUGCUUCCAUGAUGAAAACUGUACCACAACCAUCAAUGGAAAUGCCCAACAUGGGAAUGGGUCCUGCUGGUAUGUCUGUGCCUCCAACUAUGCCUGGCCCACAAGGUAUGCAAGCAGGACAGAACAUGAUGCCCAUGGGCCCAAAUCCGAUGCUUGGAAACAUGGGCCCAAUGGGACCCAUAAUGAAUGCACCACCCAUGGGUCCGCAAAAUAUGCCACCGAUGGGCAUGACAGGUAUAUCGAACAUGCCUCCAGGAAUGCCUAUCAAUGGACCUGUUGUACCUCAAAAUCAAAUGAACUUUGAUCCACGUUUUAAUGUUCAACGUAACAAUGGAGCUGGUCUAUUGGGUCCAGCACCUGGUUUCGGGCCGGAGGUCAAUCCUCCUUAUGAUGGUGCAGCCUCUUAUUCUGGUGGUAACUUUAAUAACUUUGGUCCCGGUCCUGGCCCUGGCCCAGUACCUCCGGAUUCUGCUAUGAUGGGAUUUAAUCCGAAUGGUCCGAAUCCAAAUUUUGGCAUGGACGGAUCAGAGUGGAACGGAACAAACCAAAACAGACGCGGUGGUCGAAUCAGACGACGAAAUCGUAACAGGACCAAUAUCGUGACUAAUAAUUAAAGCAAUAAAUAAUAUCGAGUAGGUACAUAAUCAAAGUACCUGGUGAUAAUUCUCAUUCUAAUUUAAAUUUGUACAGCAUGCAUUGCCGAUGCAAUGCAUUCCUUUACGGCGGUCCAGAUUAUUUGUCUUGAUCUUGUCAAUUGUAAAUGGUGUCAAAUGCUCGUUAGGUGAUUUAAAUAACAAAAUAUGAAUCUAAGAUAAUCGAAAAAUUAAUGAAAAAGAAGUUGUAAAUGACUAUAUAUUCACGCAUUUGUUAAGUACGCAUGAACGAUGUGAAUAAUGCUCAUAAUCACGCGACAUUCUAUAUUUUAUUUAAAAAUAUAGAUCAUACUCUACAUGAGAAAUAUUGUAUACAGGAUACAUUUGUUAGAUUACUGGUUAUAGGAAAUGUUUCGUUGAAGAGACGUAUCUGUAUAUAUUGAACAUCAUCAUCCAUUUGAAAAGACAUUUAAUACAUAAGAUGGCGACAAGUUGAAGAUCAUUUAAUUAUACAAAUUGAUUUAUAUUUUUUUUUAUGUCUUCCAUGUAUAGUACAUAAACAGUAAUGCACCAUAUUAUGAUUCAUGUGCUCACUAUAGUCUUGGAUUUCUAGAAUAGCAUACAAAUUUUCGUAAAUUACGUUGUAACAAAAUGAAUACAAGUUGUCAAUCAUUAAACGGCUCAAAGCCUCGAUAAAAAUUGAAAAAUCAAUGAGAUAACAGUACAUUAAUCAGUACGAAAUUGCAAUAUUCUGUAAAAAUUGAUGUAUUUGUAAGAAUUUUGAAAACAGUUGUACAUGGACAUACUUUUUUACUUGCAUAAGUAUUAAAGGGUUAUAGAUGGGUAUAAAGGAAUCUUUCCUUUUCGAACUUUUGUAGACAUUGGAACUGAAGAUUGCUGGAUAGUAAUGACGUCUGUAAUAAUCUAGGUUUUACAUUACUAGCAAAGAAUACCCAGUAAUUACAUUUGUCAGUUUUGUGGUACUUCUGUACGUUCCACAUCAACGCUAAACACGUUUAUCUGCUAAAAUGCAGAUUAAGAGUACUUCCUCUUUGAAAAAUAAUAUUAGUCACAAAUUAUAUUUAAAUUCAAAGAAUUGUUCAUUCAUUGUCCGAUGUUAACCUACCAAUUAUAAUAAUUUUCUUUAUCAUUAUUAUUAUCAUUAUUAAUGUGAAACCAUAAAGUAAAUUACAUUUGUAAAAAAAAUAAAGUUUACUAUUAUAUAGUAAAA
Molecule: messenger RNA, 6296 nt
Organism: Megalopta genalis
Lineage: Eukaryota; Metazoa; Arthropoda; Insecta; Hymenoptera; Halictidae
Gene: su(sable)
Product: suppressor of sable
Biological process (GO): negative regulation of DNA-templated transcription
Cellular component (GO): nucleus
Molecular function (GO): metal ion binding; RNA binding
Source: RefSeq, a predicted model, not a curated record